Molecule: messenger RNA, 5219 nt
Organism: Toxotes jaculatrix (banded archerfish)
Lineage: Eukaryota; Metazoa; Chordata; Actinopteri; Toxotidae
Gene: calcrl2
Product: calcitonin receptor-like 2
Exons: 13
Coding region: 59-1621 (520 amino acids)
Biological process (GO): angiogenesis; adenylate cyclase-activating G protein-coupled receptor signaling pathway; cell surface receptor signaling pathway
Cellular component (GO): plasma membrane
Molecular function (GO): calcitonin gene-related peptide receptor activity; calcitonin receptor activity; adrenomedullin receptor activity
Source: RefSeq, a predicted model, not a curated record
UUGGUCAGUGUUGACAGAAGGGCAGCAUGAGACACUUCUCCGCUUGGAUCAUGCAAGCAUGGGGAUAUUUGGAGGAAAAAUCAGUUUGACAGCUCACUCGGAGAAAAGAGACAUGUGGAGGACCCUAACACUCUCACUGAUAGUUGCAGUGGCACUGGGCACAGAGGUCUCCCAGUCUGAGGAUGUGAGCUCCAUGGUGACUAUUGAAAAGGCAGUGCAUGGGCAGCCGGAGAAUUUCAGUGACAUAUCCGCUGUACUAGGAAUGUCUCAACAACGGAUUCUGGCUGCUCAGUUUGAGUGCUACCUGAAGAUAAUCCAUGAUCCACCACAUACAGAAGAAGGUACUUACUGUAACCGUACGUGGGACGGCUGGCUAUGCUGGGGGGACUCACCUCCAGGGACAGUCAUGCAGAUGUGUCCUUCUUACUUUAUGGACUUUGACCCUGCUGAGAAGGUUACCAAAGUGUGUAAUCCUGAUGGCCAGUGGUUCUAUCAUCCAGAGAGCAACCGAAUCUGGACUAAUUACACCCAGUGUGAGGCCUACACCGGAGACAAACUCAAGUUUGCCCUCAGUCUCUACUACCUGGCCAUGGUGGGUCAUGGUCUGUCUAUCGUCUCCCUGAUUAUCUGUCUGAUCAUCUUCUCCUACUUCAAGAGUCUUAGCUGCCAGAGAAUCUCCCUCCACAAGAACAUGUUUCUCUCCUUCAUCUUGAACUCCAUUGUUACUAUGAUGUGGCUCUCACUCAGUGCAGACAAGAACCAGACCCUGAAUGCCAGCAACCCCGUGAGCUGUAAGGUCCUGGCUGUGCUGACUCAGUAUACAUCUACUUCCAAUUACUUCUGGAUGCUGUGUGAAGGAAUCUACCUCCACACGCUCAUCAUAGUGGCCGUGUUUGUUGGGGAACAGCAGCUUUUCUGGUACUACGUCCUAGGAUGGGGUUUUCCCAUCAUUCCUGCCUUUACGUAUGCUGUGGCUCGCGUGCUCUUCUUUAACGACAAUUGUUGGAUCAGCUCAGAGACUCAACUGGUCUACAUCAUCCAUGGGCCCAUUCAAGCAGCAUUGUUAGUGAACUUUUUCUUUCUUCUGAACAUCAUCCGAGUUCUGAUCACCAAGCUGAAGGAGACCCACUGCGCUGAGUCCACUGCCUACAUGAAGGCAGUGAGAGCCACCCUCAUCCUCAUCCCACUGCUGGGAGUCCAGUUCAUCCUUUUCCCCCGUAGGCCAGAGGGACGCAUCAGCCGUGCCAUCUAUGAAUUCUUUAUACAUAUUUUCAGCCACUUCCAGGGUCUCCUGGUGGCAAUUAUAUUCUGUUUCUGCAAUGCUGAGGCCCAGGCAGCACUGCGGAGGAAGUGGGCUCAGCGGAAGUUUGUGUGGGGCAAAACUGGCUGGGCAGAACAACCCAUUACCAACAACCACUUUAGCUACCACACCAACUCCUCCAUCACUGAAACCAGCCGUGCCACCAUCAGCUUGGAGCAGCCUGUUGCUGUGCCUCUUGAACAAAGUAGCCACCCCCUGUCCGGGGUGCAGAAGAAAGACAAUGGGCAGCAAAAGAACAACAAUACUUACAGCAAUGGGGAGGUGGACUUGCUCAACAAGCUGGAGACCACUGACAUCUGACUGGAUACAGCACAGAGGUGACAAAAAGACUGAGGUUGCAGGAAACACAGAGGGAUUGCAGGUAAAGGUCAGCUGAUUUGGCAGUGUAUGUAUGUACAUAAUAUUUGAAGAGCACUCAAGAAGCAUGUGAUAUUCACACAAAUACUCACACAUUUUUUCAUCUCCAGUUUUUGGAAUUGUAAGAACUGAUGAGAAAAUUCAUUUAUGUCAUGAUGCCAUCCUGUAAUCCUUGCAUAAUCAGGUGUUCUGUUGCUGGAAUUAAGUCAGUUUAUAUAAUUCUGUUAUUCUUUGUCUUCCUUGUUUUCAUAAUAUAUUUCCUGUCAGAAUGAAAAAAGGGACAAAUCCCAGACCUGCCGCCUUGAUGUCACAGAUGCAGAGCUGUAUGUUUGUGUAAUCUGUUGCCUUAUGAAGCCUCUGAAUGCUUUACCUGUACACCACUGUGACCAAUGAAUGUCAUAGACAACUGAUGACAUGCUUUCAUCUUAGAAAAAUAAUCUGGACCUUGGAAAGCCAGCAUCUCCAUAUCAUGUGUUUCAUAGAAAUAAAACUACAGCACACUGAGAGAAUCGUUGCCUUAACAGGAUGAAACACAACAAAAGCAACACAACAAUAGUUCACAUUUUGAUUCACAUUUCCUGUUGAUGUGAAAGAAACAGCAUUUACUCUGUCAGAGGAAGUGUGUGGUCGCCAAAGUUUUGAAUAUAUACAACUUAAUUUCCACAGUAUUAUGGACUAAUUUGUCUCGCAAAGGCAAAAUGCAGUAACUACCUGAGUAAAGAUAAGAAUUUGACUUUCUGACAUUUGUUUUACCACACAAGUACAAUACUACAUAGAAUAUACAUCAUUUCUACUAAAACAAAGGAACAACUCUUUAAGAGAUUCUUGAAGAUAGAGGUAGGGAUGCCAAUUUCAGAAGAUGUUCCUUAGUUCCUUAGAAUGCAGUGGCAGAGAAGAAGCAUAGGCCUGUAUGACUGAGUUCAAGUUGAUGGGUGCAGACCCACCCUGUAGGCAAGCAUUAGCGACUUGAAUUUAAUUCAGACCAUCAUGAGUAGCCAGUGAGGAUAAAUGAGCAGCCAAGUGAUAUGUGGCCUUUUAGGUUGAUCAAAAACCAGGUGUGCUGGGUUUCACUGGGCACGAAAGGAGACCCGCUAGACAGGCAUUGUAGUAGUCAAGGAGAGAGUGACCGUGGCCUGUACCAAGAGUUGGGUGGCAUACUGAAUCAGGUAUGGCUUGAUUUUUCUUAUGCUAUGUAGUGCAAAGCUGCACAACCAGGAGACAGAUGCAGCAUAGUCAGGUGGAUAGCUGGCAUCAGUCAUGACACACAGGUUUCUCGCAACCUAGGCUGGGGUAAGAGAUGAUUUAUGUUGAUGGAGAGAGAGAUUAGCCAAGAUGACCAAGAGUUUAGUCUUGUUAGUGGGUCAAGGUUGCAUUCCUUCAUCCAUGUGAAUAUGUGUCAGAGACAAACCAAGAUCCGCACUGAUCUUCUGACAGGAAUGAUGGUUAUAGUUGGGUGUCAUCUGCAUAGCAGUGAUAUGAGAAUCCAUGCUAUCGAAGAAUCUGACCCAGGUGGUGCAAAGAGAAGGGGCCCCAGCACCAAGUCUUGGGGCAACCCAUAUGGGGAGGCGAUGUUUGUCCUUGCCAUGACACACUGAAAGAUGCCCACUGACGCAGGAUUCAAACCAAAAAUGCACUUUGCCCGAGAAGCCCAUAUCAGAGAGUACAGACAGCAGGAUGCAGUGGUGAUGUGUCAAAGGCUGCUGAUAGGUCCAGCAAGAUGAGAACUGAAGACUGCGCUGCUUCUCUGGCUGCCCUCAGGGCUUCUGUUACAAGACAACAAGAUCAUUUCAGUGAAGUGGCUGCUCUAAAUCCAACUGAUUUGGAUCAAGUAGGUCAUUUCGUGAGAGGAAUCCAGAGAACUGUUUGAAAAACCACCCUUCCAAAAGCAUUGGAUAAGAAUGGAAGUGACGAGACUGGCCAAGAGUUCUCAAUAGUGCUGUUGCCCAAGCGCAUUUGAAUACAGUUGGACACAUUCCCUAAGCCACUGAAGCAUUUAUCACACGUAUGAUUGCUGGCACAAUGGUGGGAGAUAUGACUUAGAGGAGGUUGGUAGGAAUGGGGUCUAGUGGACAUGUAGUGGGACGGCUGCAAAUCAGAAGUUUUGAUACUUUGUUCUCACUGAGAGGGGUGAAUAAAGAGAAGCACCGUUGACUGGAGGAGACAUCUGUUUUAGGUUCUGCGGCAAUUAUCUUUUGGUUAAGACAAAUCAUAAAAAGGCAUAAAGGCAUUCAGAUCUUUCUAUCUCUUACACAGUUUACUGAAAACUAUAAAAUCUUUUUUUCUCAACUUCACUGCCUCUGUUGUUAAUUUCAAGCCUGGUCUGAUUCAAACUGAUUUACUUCAUGGAACUAGAUGAUGUGCUGAACAUUAUGGGUUAUGACUCUUCGAAUUCAAACUUGGAACUGAACUGUGAGUGCAGGAGAAUUACUGGUGCAGAGAUAAUGGAGCUCUGAAGUGAAGCAACAAUUUCACUCAUACUGCAUCUCCUCACUCACUCGAUUAAUGUUGCCAUGGGUCAGGGCAUUUUGGCAAAAACACAGCACACAAAGGGCAGAUUCAGAAACUCUAUGGUGUGUGAGCAGUGUGUGCACGUGUACUUUUCACAAACAGUCCCUCCAAAUUUGUUUUAUUAUCACUUUGUAUUAUAACGUUAAUUUUAUUUGUAAUAUGACAGGAGAUUUUAAUCUGAUAUGAUGCUUUAAUACACUGAAAAUGUAGAUCUCCACAUUUAGAAUUCCAUUUUGAAAUGUUUCUGUGAUGAAUACAGCUUUUGCAAACACAACAAGACUGUAAAAAAUUAGUGUAUAAAUAGUUUUUUUUUCUUCUUAACUCCACUUCAGUCAGCAUGGGGAGGAGGCGAUUUCAAAGAUUUGUCUUGUCAUUUAUUAUGAUAGUGUUCCCGUUGCUUUGUGAAAUUCUAUAUUAUUAUUGAUGUAGCGGUUGUUGUAGCUAAAUUUGGCUGUUUUUGUGAGUGGUAUUAUUGUUAAUGCAACACACAAAACACAAUAUGCUUUUUUUUUUCUCUCCAAAUGCACAAAUAUAAUUUACUGCCACUUUCCUGAUUUAAUAGUUUUUCCAUUGCACAUGUACUUUGCUGUAUGUACACUGGCAGGCUACAGUACCAGCACCAUUUCAGUUUCCACAGGAAUACUGAGCAAGUCUUAUGUUUGAAAGUGAGUAACCAGCAGAUGUGUUUUGGUGUCCUUCCAGAAUGCAUCCACACACAACAUACUGGGAAUACAAAUGUUCCAGUGUGGAUACAGCAGGGUACACUGGUGCAUAGGGAAUGAACCACAACUGUGGUAAGAAAACAGCUGAGUAUGAGAUGGCUCUGUUAAAGAGCUCUCAGCUCAUUCUGCCCAGGGGCCUAACCCCGCACACCUCUGCCAAUGAGAGAAAUAGCUGUCAUGGACAUAUUUGCAAAGAAAUUGAGAAACAUUCCACUAAAAUGUUAAAAGAUAUGUUCAGUUUAAGCAUGUUACUGUAUAUGUAUUUUUAACACUGCCAUUUACGUGUGGAAAUAAAGUUGUUUGAACAUAAA